UUAGAGAGCCCGAGAGGAGCUGGGCGGCAGGGACAAGGGCCCAGCAUGGCAGAAUCUGGGUCCCUACCCACCGGCUUCGGGGAGCUGGAGGUGUUGGCUGUGGGGACGGUGCUGCUGGUAGAAGCGCUCACCGGCCUCUGCCUCAAUAGUCUCACCAUCCUCUCUUUCUGCAAGAUGCCAGAGCUGCGGACCCCUACCCACCUGCUGGUGCUGAGCCUGGCUCUGGCAGACUCUGGGAUCAGCCUGAACGCCCUCGUUGCAGCCACAGCCAGCCUCCGCCGGAGCUGGCCCUAUGGCUCCGAUGGCUGCCAGGCUCACGGUUUCCAGGGCUUUGUGACAGCGCUGGCCAGCAUCUGCAGCACCGCGGCUGUCGCCUGGGGGCGCUAUCACCACUACUGCAUGCGCAGCCAACUGGCAUGGGACACGGCCAUCUCCUUGGUGAUCUGUGUGUGGCUGUCUUCUGCCUUCUGGGCAGCACUGCCCCUCCUGGGCUGGGGCCGCUAUGACUACGAGCCUCUGGGAACGUGUUGCACCCUGGAUUACUCCCGGGGGGACAGAAACUUCAUCAGUUUCCUCUUCACCAUGGCCUUUUUCAACUUCUUCCUGCCUCUCUUCAUCACAGUCAUAUCAUAUCAGCUCAUGGAGCAGAAACUCAGGAAGACGGGCCACCUCCAGGUGAACACCACUCUGCCGGCCAGGACACUGCUGUUCGGCUGGGGCCCCUAUGCCCUCCUGUAUCUCUCUGCAGCGAUCGUGGAUGUGAGCUCCAUCUCCCCCAAGCUGCAGAUGGUGCCUGCCCUCAUUGCCAAAACAGUGCCCACGAUUAAUGCCAUCAACUAUGCCCUGGGCAGCGAGAUGGUCCACAAGGGCAUUUGGCAGUGCCUCUCACCCCAGAGAAGCGAGCAGGACCGAACCCGGUGAGGUUCUCUGGGGGGCUGCUCGGACCCAGGCCCACCCCCAACACCCUGGACUGAGCCCCCUGCUAGGAGGCUGCCCCAGAGUCCUGCCCAGCAACCUCAGAAGCCAAGCUCCAGACACUCAUUCACCGCCCACCUCCCCACGCCC
Messenger RNA from Enhydra lutris kenyoni (northern sea otter), 1065 nucleotides. RefSeq names its product retinal G protein coupled receptor. Bases 46 to 921 code for a protein of 291 amino acids. Gene Ontology annotation, biological process: phototransduction; visual perception; G protein-coupled receptor signaling pathway. Gene Ontology annotation, cellular component: membrane. NCBI's taxonomy places the organism in Eukaryota, Metazoa, Chordata, Mammalia, Carnivora, Mustelidae. Gene Ontology annotation, molecular function: G protein-coupled receptor activity. The record is from RefSeq and is a predicted model, not a curated record. The transcript has 7 exons.